AUGGGAACUUUAAAGCAAAGCAACAUAACAGAAGACCUGGUCUUAAGAGGAUGGCAUUCAAAAAGUAUUACCCAACCAAUUCUGAAUCCUGGCUCCAGUAGUCUUAUGAUGGACAGUACCAAGAUACUUGGAGUCCAAGUCAUCCUCAUUGCUGCUUACUCUUUGAUUAUACUUCUUGGUCUAAUUGGCAACUCCCUGGUUAUUUACAUGAUCGUGAAAUACAAAAACAUGAGGACUGUUACUAACCUUUUCAUUGCCAAUCUAGCAGUUGCCGAUCUUAUGGUAGACAGCCUCUGUUUGCCAUUUACUCUAGUCUACACACUACAAGACGAGUGGAAAUUUGGAUUGGUCUUAUGCCAUUUGUUUCCUUACGCUCAGGCUAUGAGUGUCAAUGUCUCCACACUUACCUUAAUAGUAAUUGCCUUAGAUAGAUAUUGGUGUAUUGUCUUCCACCUAAACAGCCGGAUCUCUAAGAAUUUCAGUGUUUUAAUUAUAACAGUUACUUGGUUGGCAGCUGCCAUCUUUGCUAUUCCAUUGGCUGUUUUUCGAGAAUAUAGGUAUGAGGACUUGCCAUCCAUCAAUUUAAAGAUUGCAGUAUGCACUGAAAAGUGGCCCUCAAACAACAGUAGGGAUGCAAUUAUUUAUAGUUUAUCCAUGCUUGUUCUUCAGUAUGUUUUGCCCCUUGCUGUCAUCUGUUAUGCCUAUGUCAGAAUUUGGUUGAAGCUGAAGAAUCACAUCAGCCCAACACCCAGAAGUGACAACCACCAGAGAAGAAGGAACACUACCAAGAUGCUGGUAAUGAUGGUGGUCGUGUUUGCAGUUUGCUGGCUUCCAUUUCAUGUCUUCCAGUUGGCAAUUGACCUGGAUUGGGCAUUGGUCUUUCAUGAAUAUAAGCUUCUUUACACUAUUUUUCACGUGAUUGCAAUGUGCUCAACGUUUGCCAAUCCUUUGCUUUACGGUUGGAUGAAUAAAAACUACAGGAAUGGAUUCCUAAUGGUUUUUGGUUGUAAGAACAAACUGAAGAACUGCCAAGCCGAGGGAUCACUCCGAGGACAUUCCUAUACUUUCCGCGCUACAACGUUUCAUGGAAGCUUCCGCAAUGCUGGUGAAAAUGGACAGCCACCCACAGAGGUCUAACUGUAACAAGAGGCCAUGGUUUUUUUUUUUUGCUGUUUUGUGACUGUACUUAAUAAAUGAGAGACGUAUGUUCUUUAAGAAGUUAUGAAUGUUUUUUAAGAAAGUGGUACGUGACAAAGUAUUGUUUUGAUAGACAAA
Messenger RNA from Spea bombifrons (plains spadefoot toad), 1275 nucleotides. Its product is annotated as neuropeptide Y receptor type 2-like. Gene Ontology annotation, molecular function: neuropeptide Y receptor activity. Bases 1 to 1137 code for a protein of 378 amino acids. Lineage: Eukaryota; Metazoa; Chordata; Amphibia; Anura; Pelobatidae. Gene Ontology annotation, cellular component: membrane. The record is from RefSeq and is a predicted model, not a curated record. Gene Ontology annotation, biological process: G protein-coupled receptor signaling pathway. The transcript has a single exon.